AUGGCCACCGCACACCCCAAUCUCUUCAGCUUCCCGUCCACCGACUAUCUCGCCCAGCAGCUGCGCGGCUAUGUUCUCCGCGCCCAAAAUGCCGCCCUGACCCGCCACGAUACCUUCCGCCUGGCCGUCUCGGGUGGUUCCCUGCCCACCGUCCUGGCGCGAGCCCUGCUGGCUCCCAGCAAUGGCUCCCCCGAGGACACCCCGCAGUUCGCCAAAUGGCACAUCUUCUUCGCCGAUGAGCGGGCCGUGCCGCUCGACCACGAAGACAGCAACUACCGUCUGCUGAAGGAUGAGCUGGUCAGCAAGAUUCCGUCGGAGCUUGGUGCUCCGACCGUGCACGCCAUCGAUGCCAACCACGUCAACGACGACGACCCCCAGGAGCUGGCCGAUCUGUACCAGGAGGAGCUGAUGCGGUCUUUUGCCGCCAAGGACAGCGUUAAGCUGCCCGUCUUCGACCUCAUUCUCCUCGGCUGUGGCCCCGAUGGCCACACCUGCAGUCUUUUCCCGGGCCACGAGCUGCUGCGCGAAAAGGACGCCUGGGUCGCGGCCGAGACCAACUCGCCCAAGCCGCCGCCGAAGCGCAUCACCCUCACUCUGCCUGUCGUCACGCACGCCGUCAGCAUCGCGUUCGUGGCUACCGGGGCAGGCAAGAAGGAUAUCCUUAAAAAGAUCUUCGAUCAGGAGGAGGGCCGCAGUAUCCCCUCGGCCUUGGUCAACCAGGGCGGCGGCGAGAAGGUCAGCUGGUUCACUGAUCACCCCGCAGUAGAGGGAAUCUCGUUUCCCCGUCGCGGAAGUCUGUGA
Molecule: messenger RNA, 801 nt
Organism: Penicillium alfredii
Lineage: Eukaryota; Fungi; Ascomycota; Eurotiomycetes; Eurotiales; Aspergillaceae
Product: 6-phosphogluconolactonase
Exons: 1
Coding region: 1-801 (266 amino acids)
Biological process (GO): pentose-phosphate shunt; carbohydrate metabolic process
Molecular function (GO): 6-phosphogluconolactonase activity
Source: RefSeq, a predicted model, not a curated record